CGUCGCUUACCUCCCGCACAGCAUUCCACUCAAGUACCAGCUUGCACCUUCGUGUUCUUUUUCCUGCGCGUGCAUCCACUACCUUCCCAUUCUCGACAUCACUGUAUCAUGGACACCAAGGCCCCACUCUCACUCGACGCCUUCAUAAAGCUGGCCUUCUGUCUAGAAGGCCGAGACAAACUUUCCAAGAUGCUGCAAUAUGGCAGUCGAGCGCUGGCCUUCUACGUCUUGUCGGCUGACCCUAAGAGCGACGUGGGUCAGCGUCUACACGCGCUCUACAAAGUCAUGCAGCAGUCUCGUAAGGCAUUUCGCCUUGGAAAGAGCGUCACGUACUACAAGAAACUGCAAACGCUGUCCGGUAGCAAGAGUCUCACUG
This is a messenger RNA of Phytophthora infestans T30-4, 376 nucleotides long. RefSeq lists its product as uncharacterized. Gene Ontology annotation, biological process: peroxisome fission; regulation of peroxisome size. The record is from RefSeq and is a predicted model, not a curated record. The transcript has 2 exons. NCBI's taxonomy places the organism in Eukaryota, Oomycota, Peronosporomycetes, Peronosporales, Peronosporaceae. The annotation marks the transcript as partial. Gene Ontology annotation, cellular component: peroxisomal membrane.